Messenger RNA from Agrilus planipennis (emerald ash borer), 2272 nucleotides. It is a transcript of the gene 7B2, whose product is annotated as neuroendocrine protein 7B2. The transcript is spliced from 6 exons. Gene Ontology annotation, cellular component: secretory granule. The record is from RefSeq and is a predicted model, not a curated record. Gene Ontology annotation, molecular function: enzyme regulator activity. The coding region runs from base 157 to 942 and encodes 261 amino acids. Lineage: Eukaryota; Metazoa; Arthropoda; Insecta; Coleoptera; Buprestidae. Gene Ontology annotation, biological process: regulation of hormone secretion; neuropeptide signaling pathway.
GAUUUUAUAAGCUUCGACAGUCGCAGUCUUUUCCCAUGACGUGGAUGCGCAAACAAAAUUGAUUUACUUGUUCUUGGACAAAACCAAAAUUCCACACAUUUCGUACCUAAUUCGGUUAAUAACCCUCAUACCACCCCUUGCUUAAAGUGGAAAAAUAUGAUCAUUCUGCUACUGUUUUGUUUUUCCAACGGAAUAUGGGGCUAUUUUCCGUCAGGAAAGGAAGCUAUGUUAUCGGACCUUUUUUUACGCGAAGUAUUCAAUAGAAUGGGGAAGGAUAUGAACGAAAAUAACAAUUACUAUGAGUUUUCUGACAAUCUUUUGGGACCUUUGGAUGCAAGAUCAUUGAAUCGAGCUGUGGGUGAUCUCGAAGACGAACAGCUGCUACCAGUCAAUUACAAUCGUUUAGGGUCAAAGGGAAGAAUUCAUCCCAGUCUAAGGGAUCAGGAGUUUUUACAGCACAGCUCGUUGUGGGGAAGUCAGCUUAUGUCCGGUGGUGCUGGGGAGGGAAAGCAACUUUUGAGACCCGAAGGAAGUGUUAAGAAUAAACAGGAAGUAAAAACGGACUCGACUUUGCCAGCUUAUUGUAAUCCUCCAAACCCCUGCCCGAUAGGAUACUCAGCCGAACACGGAUGUCUGGAAGAAUUUGAAAAUAGCGCAUCGUUUAGUAGGAAAUAUCAGGCAGCCCAAGAUUGUAUGUGCGAUAGCGAGCAUAUGUUUGAUUGCCCGAAUCCUGUUGUGUCAUCAGGACCAGACAAUUCCGGAAUUGAUUCUUUCGAUCCUUUAGAAUUCAACAAGUUCCUCGAAGGUGCUAUACAGGAUGCACGUGGCUUGCAACAUAAAAUUGUUGCAAAGAAGGGCAAGAUGGAAGCAAAAGAAAAUCCUUUCUUGGUAGGUGAACGUCUACCAGUGGCUGCCAAAAAGGGUAACAACGUAGUUUUCUAAAUCACUUGACCAUCUACUUUUAAUAACAAAAGUCUUAUUUAACAAACGAAUUUCUGAGUGGUAAAAAAUAGUCACUUGUUGUUGUGCCAGUUUCUUAUUUUUUAUAACAUGAAAUUCCACAACAAUAAAUAUUGAUUUAUCGGAAUAAAAUAAUAAAUGCUACACAUAAUUGAGGCUAAAACAUUGACGACUUGGCUAUGGAAAAGGAUUAAGAUUAUUGAAGCUACUAUCUAUUUCAUAAUAAAUAGUUAACAUAGGUGAAUUAUAUUGAAACCCCUCUCCACCCUUUUGGAAUUUCUGACACCGUACACCCUAUAUAUAUACGCACAGAACACCCAGACCUAAUAAUAAUAAUAAUAACGAUAAUGAUGAUACCUAAUAGUUGUUUGUGAAAAUAUUUUAAAAAUUCUUCACUGUCUAAAGUAAUAAUAAUAAGGGAUAGAUGAAGUUUCGAUGUUGAUUAUCUAUUUAAUUAAUUAAUUAAAUAAUAAUGAUAAGCGGUUUUUAUAUCGUUGUAUAUUGCGCAAACAGACCCCAUACUUUUAAAGCAGAACAAGAAAUGUGUGCGCUUUUCUUCUAUUAAUUGAUGUCGAUAUUGUAAUAACAAAUGACGCCAAAACGUCUUUUGUUUCUCGCGCGAUUGUCGAAUCGUAUUUUUUUGCAUCUUUUUCUCUGUCACGCAAAAAAGUCGGAUUCGAAAUUUGUCGUUGUUCUCUCUCUCGCUUCUGACAUUCUUCUUUUUAUAAUUGUUGGAUUGAGAGACCGGAUAAUAAAAAGUUCACGAACGAUGCCACGUCAGUUUCAGUUGGUGUUCUUAGGCCCUAUUGAUUUUCGAAUUUGUUUCUUAUAUGGUCCGGAACUUUUGACGAAAAUUGGCUGUUUUAUCAAACGUUUCCUACCACCAUUUAAGAACUGAUAACAAAAUCAUAAGCACCCUCUGAAAUUGUCUAAUCGAUUUUUCACCAAACGACGUCGUAUUCAACGGCCACUAUGCAAUUUCAAAUUAUAAAACAACAGCGUUUAUGAUGUUGAAUACUUUUGAAAAAAAAACACUAUAUAUCGUAUAAUAUAACACAUAAAUAUAAUAGCAGUGGUUAUAUAGUCAUUUCUUGCUGUUAUAAGGCAUAUAAUAAUGUUUGAGCUUGUUAACGUAAAUGUAGCCUUUACAGAGAUGUAUGUUAUCUUAAAAAAUAUAAGAUGUUCUUUAAAUCAUAAUUAUAAAGAGUAAUGUACUAGCAUGCAUGCAGAAUGUUAUUCUGUGCGGCUGUUGUUCUUCAAUCUGUGUUCUCUUUCUAAAUGGAAAUUUAUUAAAUAAAUGUAUUCUCUUAAA